AAGAUGUGGUGCCUCCUCGUGCUGCUCUGCUCCCAAGGAAUUGCCUUUUCAGCAGGAUUCACAGCAGCCUCCACUGCAGGUGUUGGCACAAGCCGCUGCAAGAAGAGUCGCAACCCGGAAUGUUUCAUGAACGUUAGUGAAAUUAUCAGAUACCAUGGAUUCCCCAGCGAGGAAUAUGAAGUUCCGACGGAGGAUGGAUACAUUCUUGGUGUUUUCAGAAUUCCUUCUGGCAGGAACAGCCAAAAUACAGGGAAGAAGCCUGCAGUCUUGUUACAUCAUGGUAUUUUAUCAGAUUCUAUUCACUGGAUUGCCAACCUGCCCAACAACAGCUUGGGCUUCAUCCUUGCAGAUGCUGGCUAUGAUGUCUGGUUGGGAAACAGCCGAGGAGACACCUGGUCUUUAAAACAUAAGACCCUUAAGCCCUGCCAGAAAGAGUUCUGGCAGUUCAGCUUCGAUGAGAUAGGUAAAUAUGAUAUCCCAGCAGAGCUGAACUUCAUCAUGAAUAAAACUGGACAGAAGGAUGUUUACUAUAUUGGUCACUCUGAAGGAUCAGCUGCAGGCUACAUAGCACUUUCUACUUAUCCCGAUCUGACUCAGAAGAUUAAAGCAAUCUUUGCUUUGGCACCAGUGACCACUAUCACACAUUCUACCAGUCCUCUGGUAAUGAUUACACGGCUUCCCGAGAUACUGAUCAGGUUACUACUUGGCUGCAAAGGAGCUCUUCAACAAAAUGUGCUGAUGGAAGUACUUGCAACACGGUUCUGUGCGUGUCAGGGGAAAGUUUGUGGCAAUAUCUUCUGCUACCUAGUCGGGGGCAUGAUACAAAAUAUGAACACGAGUCGAACAGAUUCAUACAGUGGACACUACCCAGCCGGAACAUCAGUACAGAAUAUUAUUCAUUGGCAGCAGAUAAAACAUGCAGACCAAUUUCAAGCUUAUGACUACGGCUGUAAGGAAAACAUGAAGAAAUACAACCAGCAGAGAUCUAGGCCAGCCCAGAGCAGCGCCUCCUCAGAAACCCAGCGCACCUCCUCUGCUUUAGAGGAAGGCCCUCCUGUCCAGCAUGCCUCUUCCCAGGUAGAACAGCCCCACGUUGUUUUCUUCCUUACCCACAGCAUCCUCCACAACGUGCCAGCAUUUUUUCCCCUCAGUUAG
Messenger RNA from Pyrgilauda ruficollis (rufous-necked snowfinch), 1155 nucleotides. Its product is annotated as lysosomal acid lipase/cholesteryl ester hydrolase-like. The transcript is spliced from 9 exons. The coding region runs from base 4 to 1155 and encodes 383 amino acids. NCBI's taxonomy places the organism in Eukaryota, Metazoa, Chordata, Aves, Passeriformes, Passeridae. Gene Ontology annotation, biological process: lipid metabolic process. The record is from RefSeq and is a predicted model, not a curated record.